Molecule: messenger RNA, 5628 nt
Organism: Cydia pomonella (codling moth)
Lineage: Eukaryota; Metazoa; Arthropoda; Insecta; Lepidoptera; Tortricidae
Product: ATP-binding cassette sub-family F member 1
Exons: 18
Coding region: 130-2826 (898 amino acids)
Molecular function (GO): ATP binding; ATP hydrolysis activity
Source: RefSeq, a predicted model, not a curated record
GCAAACCUUUGACAGUUGCCAACCCCAUUGAGAGCGCAAUUUUCUAUACGUACAUUGCGUAAAUUGCCUACGUUGGUGAGUUGGCUUACUUUGUUGCAUUUAACUUUCGAAAUCAACUAUUUUCCAAACAUGUCAAAGAAAAGGGGUGGGAAAAAAAACCAGGAUUUUGAUGGCGAUCUCGCGGAAAACUCUACUGUAGGCAACAAUACUUCUGAGAUAACCUCAAAAGCAAAGGGUAAAGGUAAAAAGAAAGCCAGGGGUAAAGCUGACUUUAGUGACAGUGACGAGGGCGGUAAAGGAGACCUCAAGGCCCAUUUGAGCGAUGAAGAGGAGGUCCGCCAGCCUGCCAUGAAGAAAUCGCAGAAGAAAGGUAAGAAUAAGAAGAAGGGAGCCGAAUCUGAAGAUGAAGAAGACGAUGGAAAGUCAGUAACCAGUAGUGCUACCAACACCUCUAAGGCUCCUAGUAAAGGAGGUAAAAAGAAAAAAGGCAAAGGUAAAAAGGAUGAUGACUGGUCAGAUGGAGCAAGCGAAGUUGAAUUCAAACAAGAAGUUUCAGAGGAUGAGAUUGCUAAACCUAUAACUAGUAAAAAGAAAACCAAAAAUAAAAAGAAAGAAAAAGCUAUAGAGUCUUCGGAUGAUGAAGAGCAUGAGGAUGCAAAGUCAGUGGUCAGCAAUGUUUCCAGUAAUACAUCAAAGCCUUCAGCCAAGAUUAAUAGUAAAAAAGGCAAGACAGAAGACUUGCCAGUCGACGACAGUGAAGAGGAACAAGAAGAUUCUCCCGAUGAAGAAGUAUUGCCUGCUAAGAAAAAGGGUAAACAUAAAAGCAAAACGCCUGUAGACGAUUUGGAGGAAGAAAUCAAAAAACUAAAUCUAAAAGAGUCUUUGCCAGAAUUUGAAAAGCCUAAGAAAUCUGAGGGCAAAACACAGGAUGGCAGUGAUGCUUCAGGAGAUGAAGACAGCAAGGCUUCUGGAGGUAAAGCGGAAGCCGCGGAGAAGAAAUUGAGCCACAAAGAGAAGAAGAAACUGAAGAAGAUGCAGGAAUAUGAGAAGCAGAUGGAGAUGAUGACCAAGAAAGGCGGACAGGGCCACAGCGAGCUGGACGCUAACUUCACUGUCAGUCAGGCGCAGAAAUCUGCUGGUCAGAUGGCAGCGCUGGAGAACGCAGUGGACAUCAAAGUCGAAAAUUUCUCCAUAGCAGCUAAAGGGAAAGACUUGUUCGUGAACGCGAACCUGCUGAUCGCACACGGGCGUCGCUACGGUCUCGUGGGGCCGAACGGGCACGGCAAGACCACGCUACUGCGGCACCUGGCCCAGCGCGCCUUCCCGCUCCCUCCCCAUAUAGACAUACUGCUGUGCGAGCAGGAGGUCACUGCUAACGAUAUGAGCGCUGUGGAAACUAUAUUGGAAGCCGAUGUUAAAAGGACUGAACUGCUCAAGGAGUGCAAAGAGUUGGAAGCUGAAACAGAGAAAGGAAAUCUCAGCAAGCAAGAAAGAUUAAAUGAGGUGUACGCGGAGCUGAAGGCGAUCGGCGCGGACUCCGCCGAGCCGCGCGCGCGGCGCAUCCUCGCCGGUCUGGGCUUCAGCCGCGAGAUGCAGGACCGCGCCACCAAGAACUUCUCCGGCGGCUGGCGCAUGAGGGUCUCGCUGGCGAGAGCCCUGUACAUUGAGCCUACGCUGUUAAUGCUCGACGAGCCUACGAACCACUUGGAUCUCAACGCUGUCAUUUGGCUCGACAACUACCUCCAAGGCUGGAAGAAGACGCUGCUGGUGGUGUCCCACGACCAGUCCUUCCUCGACAACGUGUGCAACGAGAUCAUCCACCUCGAUCAGCAGAAGCUGUUCUACUACAAGGGCAACUACUCCAUGUUCAAGAAGAUGUACGCGCAGAAGAGGAAGGAACAGAUCAAGGAGUACGAGAAACAGGAGAAGAGGCUGAAGGACUUGAAGGCGCACGGACAGUCUAAGAAACAGGCCGAAAAGAAACAGAAAGACGCGCUAACACGCAAGCAAGAAAAGAACAGAAGCAAGACGCAGCGCGAAGAGGAGGAAUCAGCGGUGCCGGUGACGUUGCUGCAGAGGCCCAAGGAGUACCUCGUCAAGUUCUCCUUCCCCGACCCGCCGCCGCUACAGCCGCCUAUCCUGGGGCUACACAACGUGGACUUCAACUUCCCCGGGCAGAAGCCGCUGUUCAAGCAGGUGGACUUCGGUAUAGAUUUGAAUUCACGUGUGGCCAUCGUCGGUCCGAACGGCGUGGGCAAGUCCACCUUCCUCAAGCUGCUGGUGGGCGAGCUGAGCCCUGUCCGCGGCGAGCUCAUCAGGAACCACAGGCUGCGGAUAGGCAGGUUCGACCAGCACUCCGGCGAGCACCUGACGGCGGAGGAGACGCCCGCGGAGUACCUGCAGCGGCUGUUCGGGCUGCAGUACGAGAAGGCGCGCAAGGCGCUCGGCACCUUCGGCCUGGCCAGCCACGCGCACACCAUCAAGAUGAAGGACCUCAGCGGCGGCCAGAAGGCCAGGGUGGCGUUGGCCGAGCUCACCAAUAUGGCGCCCGACGUCGUCAUUCUUGACGAGCCAACGAACAACCUGGACAUCGAGAGCAUAGACGCGCUGGCGGAGGCCAUCAACAACUACAAGGGCGGCGUGGUGAUCGUGUCGCACGACGAGCGGCUCAUCAGGGAGACGGACUGCGCGCUCUACGUCAUCGAGGACCAGACCAUCAAUGAGGUUGACGGCGAUUUCGAUGAUUACCGUAAGGAGCUGCUGGAGAGUCUCGGCGAGACCAUCAACUCGCCCUCCAUCGCCGCCAACGCCGCCGUGGCGCAGUAAUAUGUAAUAUACCACGGAUUUAUCUACACACUUUCGUCACCUCAAAAAUAUGUAUACUAUUUUAUUUCGAAUAUUAUUCCCCUGGCGCUUAAACGUACACAUAUUUUUGGAUGUGAUCGUGAAAUGGUGCGCAUACAAUCAAAGUUUGAAGUAACCAGAAAGUUAAAUUGUAAUAAGACUAAUGGAAUAUGCCGUGAUAACUGAAUAAAUAUGGAUAUUUUGAGCCUAUUUCUCUAACACUAUUUAUCUUACGAAACGUAAGAUUUUUUGUAUUUAAAAAUAGAAAACUAUAAGUGGGGUUGUCAAAAAGCAUGACGCACAAUCGAGGUUCUCGAACAUGGUGAAUAUAACUUGAAUAUGAAAUUCUGCCACCGUAUAAGUUUGCCGCUUGUUCAUUAGCGGGGCCAACAUAGCUAACAGCACGACUCCUUCCGCACCAGAGUACAACUAUUAUUUACUUUUCAUCACACUUACUCGAAAAAUAUUUUAUCUCGUGCAGGUAUAUUGGUCCCGUGAGAGUUAUGGAUUGUGGCACAAAGCAUUUUUUGUAAUUGUGUCACUAAUACAUAUGAAACAAUUAGGUAUAAAUGAAUUUUAUUUUUAAAAUACAGACGAUUAUAAUUUAUUGUUAUUAUUUAUCUUAAAAAUGUUAAUUUGAUUAAUGUAAUAGUCGUUUCAAAUAUUUUUACUGAAUUUUAAUUGAAACAGCAGCAGAUUUGAAAAAAUAAUCCAAUUAAUUUAAAUUAUGAAUUACGCAUGGUUAGUUCUUAAUUGUAUUUAUGCUCGUUGAAUCAUUGUCGUAUGUACCUAGGUGCUAUGUUGUGUAAGUAGAAUGUUUGUGUAUUUGUAUUACUAAAGCUUGUUUUAAUUUAAAUGUAAUAAGUAUACGAGUAUACCCACGUAUACAGUAUGUUUACUAACUAGAACUAUUGAAUCAAACCCAUUAAAAUUCAUGUCAUAUUGAGCAAAUUAUAUUAUGGAGUCAACCACGAAAUCAGCCAAUAUGUACGAAAUAACCAAAUUCUAUUUCGUGAGAUCAGGUUUGUCUCAUAGUAAAUGUUACUGAGUAUGACCUAAAUAUUAACGGGUUUGAGUAAAUGGUUUUAGUUAAUAAACAUACUGUAUAGGUUUGUAUAAAGCGGUUAUUAUUGUUAUUUACCAGUGUUCACAGUUUAGCCUACUUUAGCCGUCAUCUCAAUUAUAUCAAAUGGCGGAAUCAUUGAGUUUUAAAUGUCUUAUCUUGGCAAAAGCUUUUCCCAUAACACCUAGCAGGCGUAUUCUACACCACCAUGCAUAAUUGUAUAACAAUCUGACGUGACAUUGGAAAACCUACAACUUGUACUUUAUUGUCAAAGCGGUUAACAAUUUUAUAUAUUUUCCAAUUAUGUAGUUUGUCAAACAAUUUUGUCAUUAGAAAAGGUGCGAUACUCAAAUUUUCUAUGGCACGAAACCCCUUCGCACCUACAUUUUUUAAUUUCCCGCUUUUUUCUACUGACGGAAAUUGCUUGACAGACUCCAUUAUGGGCCGAUAGAGACGGACUGCAACCCGACUGCAAUUUGUAUGGGAAUCAUUGACAUAUGCAGUCCGUCUCUACCGGCUCUAAAUGGUAACUCAGCCGCUACCAUCCUCCACAAAAAACGCGCACUGUUUGUUGUAUUCCGGUAAUAGAAGACGCUUUAAACAUUGCAUUACAUUUCCAAACCUUAUAGUCCGUCUAAGGAUGGUAUUCCACCUGUCCAAUUGGUUCAAUGUGUAUUUGCAUCUCACAUUUUGCUUAAUGAGAGAGCGAGACGCAAUGCACAUUGGGCAAAGAAAUUGGACAGAUGGAAAACCAUCCUAUGCUAACUUUGUCAGUGGUGUUAUUAUAAACGUCAUAUUUUAAACAUUUGACAUGAAUGUUGACAUUGUAACACUUUGACAUUGCAAAUGCCAGCACAUUUAGCUUGGUCCGACUUGAACAUUGCUCGAACCAAACGCUAAUAGUGCCCGGUGCGCAGUCUAGAUGGCGCUGCGAGUAUCAAACUGGUAAAACAAUCUGCACAUACAUAGCCCACCUCUCAGUACAUAUUAUUCCAAAGUGGAAAUGAUGUUAUUGAUGUCCUUUUAUCCUUUAAAGCAUCUUUGUAGUUUAAUAAUAUAACAAGAAUGACUGUUACAUAUAUUUAAAAAGCGCAAAGCGUGUUCGAGUUGGAACUCCCGAAUGAUAAUUCGUUACAUGUGGCUUAGGAUGGUAUUCCACCUGUCCUUGGUCCAAUGUGCAUUGCGUCUCACUCUCUUAUUAAGCAAUAUGUGAGAUAAUAUAUGUAUAUGGAAUACCAUCCUUAGAUAUUGUUUUAAUUUGCUAUAAAUUGAUCAAUGUUUUUUGAAUAUUCCUUACAUUUAUACUAUAUUUAAUGAAAAUUGCCAGUUUCUAUUAGGCGUAUUUUCGAUGGUAUUAUAAAUUUUAAUAUGAAUGCAUAUAUGACAUCGGAACGUGCGUCUAUUAGUAGUUAAAGCAUCACUUAUGAGAGUUGCGUGUACAGUCGGCGGUAGAAAUAAGUGCGAAAAAUACACGUCUUAUUUUCUCUUACAGUAGAAGACCAUACAAAAUUUCGCUUAUUUUUUGCGGCUGACUAUAUUUAGCCGUGAGACGAAAUUCAUGGUUGUGGCAGAUUAUGAUUUAGCAGGUAUUUAAAAAAAUGUAUUUGUAAAUAAUUAUUUAUUUAUCAACCCAUUGAACAUUUUAAACACAUUAUUUUUUCCAUGUAAAAUUGAAUGUUAGAUUAAUUUAAUGUGAUUGAAUACAUUUUUUACACCCCCAA